CAAUGAUAGAAGCCAUGUGCUGUAUGCUCUUCGGGAUUGCAGUUUUCAUGUGUAUCGAAUCGCUGAUUUGUGACCUGAGAGAUACAAUCAAGCAUUUCACCGCUGCCCUCAAUCGCGAAAAGAAAAGAGUCACUGGAGAAGAGCCCCAAGAGCAAAUUGCUGCUCUACAAGCAUUGCUCCGAGCCUCCAUCGCCACGGAGGAGAAGCUCCAUGCUGAGAAUCUCGAGCUCUCGGAGCUCGCGAAAAAGCACAGAAAAGAAGCAGAGGAAAUCCGGCAGAAGUUCAAGGAUUCCGAGGAACAGUUGAAAAGCGAGCUUAUGGAUAUUGUGAAUGAUUUGAUGGCCAGAGAGCAGAAGAAGCGGCAAGAGUACCAGGAAGAGCAGGAUGAGCAGGCUUUCGAUAAGCUUGACGAAGUGAACGCAGAGUUUGAAGGUUGCUGUGAGAAGCUGGAACUUGUCCCAGAGGCCGCAGUGGAACAGUUUUAG
Messenger RNA from Caenorhabditis elegans, 485 nucleotides. It is a transcript of the gene Y39G10AL.1, whose product is annotated as Tropomyosin. The transcript is spliced from 2 exons. The record is from RefSeq and is marked reviewed. Lineage: Eukaryota; Metazoa; Nematoda; Chromadorea; Rhabditida; Rhabditidae. Bases 3 to 485 code for a protein of 160 amino acids.